UCUUGUUUUUAAAAAAUAUCUAAGUAUGUAUAACAAACUCCUUUCUCGAAGGAUCAUCCCGAAGAUUUGUGUCUUGAUCGAUCGUCAAUAAUACGAACGAAGUACUAUACUGAUCAUUUGAAACUAACUCACUUUCCCAUCAUUGCAUUUGUAUAACGUAAAGAUAUAAAUCUCCAAAGAAACGCAACACCGAUAGAUCUUAAAAAUUAAUGAGCAAUUAAGCUCGAAUGGACAUAAGGAGAUUGACGGCGAUCUGCUCGACGGCACUCGGAAUUCCUGUCGAGUCACUGGACUGGGUUCAAUGUCAGCGCAUAGGGAAACGAGUCGAUCAAUUCGGGGAAUCUUUCGCGACAGGCGAGAAUAUCCCGAGAGAGAUGUACUCAGGUGGAGAACGUGGACACGUGAAGUGUAACGUAGAUUUUUUGGUAGAAGCUUCCCGUGGUAGGGGCGGCGGAGUCCGAUCUCGUCGUAUAAAAGUCUUUGGAUCCACUGCUUCGAGAAGAGUCGCUCUUCGUUCGAAAACGUGAUCUCAAUAAGAUGGCGAUGAGGUGCAUUGUAGUGCUGGUCGCCGUGUGGGCUGUAAUCUACGCUCAAGCAGAGUCCGAACCCGUUGGCCAGGAUCCGCAGCAGACGUUGGUGGCACCUACAGCAUCAUCGGAAAUCGCGCCGCUGAAAUCGGAAACGGUGUCGGGCGAGGUGACCGAGAUACAGUCGCGUAACAAAAGAGCGCCGAUCCUUCUGAAAAAGGCUCUUUUGGGUGGUGCUCUUCUCGGUGCCGGAGCCUUGGGUGCUGGAGCUCUGGGUGCCGGAGUUCUCGGCGCUGGAGUUCUCGGUGCUGGAUUGUACAAGGCUAAAUAGUAAGUUGAUUCUGAAGAGAGGAAAUAUUGGAAGGAAAAGAACGGUUUUGCUGGAGUACCUAAAAAUUUAGC
Messenger RNA from Temnothorax curvispinosus, 929 nucleotides. RefSeq lists its product as uncharacterized. NCBI's taxonomy places the organism in Eukaryota, Metazoa, Arthropoda, Insecta, Hymenoptera, Formicidae. The transcript is spliced from 2 exons. The coding region runs from base 538 to 858 and encodes 106 amino acids. The record is from RefSeq and is a predicted model, not a curated record.